This is a messenger RNA of Rubroshorea leprosula, 1172 nucleotides long. The record is from the annotation of a GenBank genome assembly. NCBI's taxonomy places the organism in Eukaryota, Viridiplantae, Streptophyta, Magnoliopsida, Malvales, Dipterocarpaceae.
AUUUCUUUAAGGCUAAAAAAAUCACAAAUUAGAUGGAUUCAAUCAAAUUCAACCCCUUUUCUAAACUCUAUCAAAUCUAUCUCGACCUCUUAUUUUCUAAGUACAAAUCUAACUGCCUUCACCACUGAAUAAACUCAUUCACAAACAUCCUUACAUCAGCAAAUGAUUUAAAAGAUAGAAAUAGUAAAGCCAACCAAAAAAAAAGGCAAAAAACAAAGAGACACUCAAACUUAUGUAACAAACUAGCUGGACAACCCCGUGUUGCAGCAUGCGGGACCAAAUAGCUACAUUUCCUAGUCUAGAACGGCUGGUUGUGAAAUGGAAUGACAAUCUAAAGAUACAGUGUGGACUUCGUCCAGAAGAGUAUUUUGGUAAACUAAAAGUUCUGCACCUCCUUUGCUUUCCUAAGCAAUCGGCUUUUCCUCUGCCUUUCUUCUUCCACUCCCUGCCCAAUCUCGAAAAGCUUCUUGUGAAGGAUUCUUUCUUCGAUGAAAUAUUCCAAUGUGAAGAAGUUAUUGGUGAGGAAAAACCUGUGUGUGGACGCACUCCAGUAAGCAAAUUAAGAUUGUCCAAACUUCAUGAGCUAACACAUCUUUGCAAGGAAGAAUCCCAACUUGAAGUAGACAUUCUCAGAAACCUAGAAACUCUAAAAGUGCAGGAAUGUAGCGGAUUGAAGAAUUUAGUUCCCUCCACUGUAUAUUUCGAUAAUUUGCGGACUCUAGUAGUAUCUGAGUGUCAUGGACUUGUCAAUUUAGUGAGUUACUCAACAGCCAAAAACUUGGGGCAGCUUGAAAUGAUGAAAGUAGCCAAUUGUGAGACGAUAGAGGAAAUUGUAGUAUGUUCGGAUAAUGCUGUGAAUGAUGGCAUUGUUUUCACCGAAUUGGAGUGUUUGCAACUUAAAGGUCUACCAAGACUAAAAAGCUUCUGCUCAGGGGAUUGCAACUUUAUAUUCCCAGCUUUGAGAGAGGUAAUUAUUACAGAGUGUCCAAAUAUGCAGAUUUUCUCCAAGGGAGAACUAAGCACACCAAGACUGUAUGAAGUGAAAUUGACAGGAGAUGUAUAUGAAUAUAUGGAUGAAGAUAUAGACGAAGAUAUAGAGAAAAAAAUAGAUGAUAUUUUAAUAAAGAUGAAGUUGGCGUAGAAGUUGUUAGGGAUAAAGGUGAAAGAUGCUG